CCAAUUUUCGUAGGAAUGGAAACUGAAUGCUUCGUAUUUUACUCUCUGUAUGAGAAUCUAUAGUAAGGAAAUAACACAAACGUCGCCUUUGAGGACAAAAUUUUGUGGCAACACAAAUAGUAACAACGGUUCUAUUUCCGUUUUUAAAGCGUUGUUAAACAUCGAUAAUAACAAAAGGCCCGUUUUUCAUUUUCCGAUGGCUGUACACGGAUUCUCUUAGGUAGAUACCCAGACCCUAUCUGUACAAACUAGGUCACACACGUUUUAUACAGUUGGUCCAUAGACUGCUGGUCACAAACUUGCUGGUGGUGCACGGAGGUAUUUACAUGUUACGCAGCUACACGCCUUUGACAGGAAGAACACUAGAGCUUUCUGGCUGCAACUCUAAUGGUUCUGUGUUCCUGGUUCGUUUCUCUGAAACCUAAUGUGAUGCUGUUGCCAAAUUUAUCGCCGUUUUUCAUGUUUAGUGAGCUUAAAAUACAAUGGGAGCUGAGGUGAGGUCACCCUUAGCUAUUAGACUAUUUGAACUCACAGUUGGCUAACGUAAGGGUCAUGACCAUGUUCCCUACACAAGUAAAAGUCCUGCACAGGGUGCUACGUUUGAGACACACAUUAUGGGGCCCUCCUCCAUUUGGAAAAGCACCUUGCUCCAGACUGGUUCUGGGCAUUGAGACCAGCUGUGAUGACACUGGAGCUGCUGUGCUGGACGACACGGGUGAAAUACUGGGAGAGUCUCUACAUUCACAGAAAGAAGUGCAUCUCAGGACUGGUGGCAUCGUCCCCACAGUGGCACAACAGCUCCACAGAGAAAACAUAGAGCGCGUGGUCCAGGAAGCUUUGGAGAGGAGCAACGUGGAUCCAAGCCAGCUCUCAGCUGUGGCCACCACUGUGAAACCGGGUUUGGGCCUGAGCUUGGGCAUCGGACUCGAGUUCAGUCUGAGGUUUGUGAGGCGGCACAACAAGCUCUUCAUCCCCAUCCACCACAUGGAAGCCCACGCCCUGACCGUCAGGAUGCUUCAACCUGUUGCCUUCCCCUUCCUGGUGCUGCUCGUUUCUGGGGGUCACUCGCUCCUCGCUGUGGCUCGAGGAGUGGACGACUUUCUGCUUUUGGGUCACACUCUAGAUGAAGCUCCAGGGGAUACACUGGACAAAGUGGCAAGACGUCUGUCCCUCAUAAAACACCGCCAGUGCUCCACACUAAGCGGAGGACAAGCUAUAGAGCUUCUAGCAAAAGAUGGCGACAGGACAAAGUUCCCAUUCAGGACCCCUAUGGGCCAAAUAUAUGACUGCUGCUUUUCUUUCGCUGGGCUACGGAAUCAAAUUACAUUGACGAUAAUGAAAAAAGAGGCAGAAGAAGGUAUAGAGCAGGGCACGCUGUUGUCGUGCGUGCAUCACAUUGCAGCAGCUACGCAGCACACAGUCGCCUCUCAUCUUGCAAAGCGCACACAUCGUGCCAUCUUGUUCUGUAAGGCAAACGGUCUGCUGCCAUCAAGCAGUCCCACCUUGGUGCUGUCUGGAGGAGUCGCAAGCAACCAGUAUAUCCGCAAGGCUUUGAGCAUUAUCACUGAGGCGACGGGGCUACGUCUGCUCUGUCCUCCAGCCAAAUUCUGCACUGACAACGGAGUGAUGAUUGCAUGGAAUGGUGUAGAACGCCUGAGAGAAGGGAAAGGGAUACUGCCUCCGAAUGUGGAUGUCUACUAUGAGCCAAAGGCACCGCUGGGUGUUGACCUGACAGCAGAGGUGAAGGCAGCAGCUAUCAGGUUGCCGUCAGUCAGGAUGAAGAUCCCCAACUGAAAGACUGGAAAGAAAACUCCUCAAUUUUCCCAGUUCAAAGUAUACUAUGUAUACUAGACGUGUAUAAGCACAUUAAAUGGCUAUUUAUUAAUAAAUGUUUUUAUACACCUCAGUUAAAAUAAAGUUUAAUAUCCCUUAAAAAAAGUA
This is a messenger RNA of Micropterus salmoides (largemouth bass), 1941 nucleotides long. It is a transcript of the gene osgepl1, whose product is annotated as O-sialoglycoprotein endopeptidase-like 1. Gene Ontology annotation, biological process: tRNA threonylcarbamoyladenosine modification. NCBI's taxonomy places the organism in Eukaryota, Metazoa, Chordata, Actinopteri, Centrarchiformes, Centrarchidae. The transcript has 7 exons. Gene Ontology annotation, cellular component: mitochondrion. The record is from RefSeq and is a predicted model, not a curated record. Bases 553 to 1794 code for a protein of 413 amino acids.